AUGGCUACAUCUAAGCAACAGUUUAACAGAAAGAAAUUCACCAAAGAGUAUAAGGUAAAACAAAUCCAAAAAAAUAUUACAAAGAGAACUAGAUUGAAAAAACAAUAUUUAAAAGCUUUAAAAGAAGAAGGUUAUUCUAUUCCAUCCAAAGAGCAAUUAAGUAACAGCAAAAAAAGUGAUCUCAAUGACAAUGAUGAUAUUUUGAAUCCCAAUAAUGAUACAGUAUCUAUUCCUAUCAGAAAGAAAAGUGUAAAAGAUUUAAAAGAAGAGAAAAGAUUAGCUGGUAAAGCCAAAAUCGAUGAAAAGAAACGUUUAAAGAAGGAAAGACUCAAAAAACAAAGAGAAGAAAGAGAGAUGCGUCGACAGAAAGAAUUAGAAAGAAUAAAAUUAUCCAAAGAAAAACAUUUGCAAAGAGAAAAGAGAAGUAAAAGAUUGACACAAAAAACCAGAACUGGGCAACCUUUGAUGGGACCAAAAAUAUCUGAUUUAUUGGAAAGAAUCAAAAAGGAUGACGUAUAUACAAAGUAG
Messenger RNA from Arxiozyma heterogenica, 528 nucleotides. It is a transcript of the gene FYV7, whose product is annotated as Fyv7p. The transcript has a single exon. NCBI's taxonomy places the organism in Eukaryota, Fungi, Ascomycota, Saccharomycetes, Saccharomycetales, Saccharomycetaceae. The coding region runs from base 1 to 528 and encodes 175 amino acids. The record is from RefSeq and is a predicted model, not a curated record.